Molecule: messenger RNA, 1332 nt
Organism: Acanthosepion pharaonis
Lineage: Eukaryota; Metazoa; Mollusca; Cephalopoda; Sepiida; Sepiidae
Source: the annotation of a GenBank genome assembly
AUGUCUAUUUUUAUCUAUCUAUCUAUCUCUCUCUCUCUCUCUCUCUCUCUCUCUCUCUCUGUGUGUUUAUCUGCUUGCCUUUGUUUUUCUAUCUGCUUUUUUCUAUGUCUUCCUCUCCCUCUCUCUCUCUCUCUCUUGCUCUCUUACUCUCUACCUGUGCACGUGACUGUUUGUCUGCAUCUUGCCUCACGUUCUGUAACUGACUCUUUCUCUUUCUAUUUGAUUCUGUUUGUGCCUCUCUCUCUUUCUCUCUCUCUCUCUUUCUGUCUGUUACUCUCUCUCUCUCUCUCUCUCUCUCUCUCUCUCUCUCUCUCUCUCUCUCCGAGAGACCAAUCCUAUUUUUUAACUUUUACAUUUUGUGGGGGCAACUUUUUUCUUCUUUCAUGUUCCCUGUUUGUUAAUAAAGUCUGUCUGUUUUGCAAGUUUAUUGUUUUUGUCUAUCGAUUUCUGUUUCUCUCUCUCUCUCUCUCUCUCUCUCUCUCUCUCUCUCUCUCUCUCUCUCGCACGCCCUUCCCUAUGAUUUCCACCCCUCUUCUCUUUCAUCACGUUCUCCUCUUUCGCGCCUCUCGCGCUCUCCUUUUCUCACUCAUUUCUCCUCCUACUACUCCUCUCUCUCUCUCUCUCUCUCUCUCUCUUUCUCCCCGUUUUUUUUUUUUUUUCACUAACACGCACACACAAAAAUUCUCUUUCCUUCUUACACGCACACCAUUCUCUUUGAUUUCCUUCUCUCUCAACCCGUUCUCCUUUUUCGACCCUCUCGCUCUCACGCUCUCUCUGCAUCAACCACUAUCUUAUUUGUCUCGCAUUCUCCCCCCCUCUCUCUCUCUCCGUUUGUCAUUCUACCUCUCCCAGUUUUUUUUCUUUCUUUUUCUAUCUCCUUCUUCUUUUUCUCUCGCUGCUUUCUGCUUCUCUCCCACAAACCCUCUCUCUCCAUUUUCUUCUCAUUUUUCUCUUUCCCUGCAUUUCCGUCUUAAUUUCUCUCGUUAUCACGUUCAAUCUCACCUACUCUUUUCUACCAAUAUCACUUGUUCUUUUCCAUCACACUUCCAGUCUUUCUAUGUCGACUUCCUGAUUUUAUCUCUCUCUUUUUCUCUCUCCCAUACACAUAAACGCACACACAAAUUCUCUUUUCUUCCUUCUCGCCCACCAUUCUCUUUGAUUUCCUUCUUUGUCUUCUCUCUCAUCCUGUUUUCCUUUUUUCGACCCUCUCGCUCUCUCCCUGUCUACCACUAUCUUAUUUGUCUCUUAUUCUCCCUCAACCUCUCUCUCGCUCCGUUUUUCACUCUAUCUCUCCCUUCUUUUUCCUUUCUCUUUCUAUCUUCCUCUCCUUAA